This is a messenger RNA of Punica granatum (pomegranate), 2443 nucleotides long. The record is from RefSeq and is a predicted model, not a curated record. NCBI's taxonomy places the organism in Eukaryota, Viridiplantae, Streptophyta, Magnoliopsida, Myrtales, Lythraceae.
AAAAAACAAUCAGGUUCCGAGGACGAAAUGAAAAUUGCAUGAAAACCGGAGGCCUCCGCAACUUCCGGUCGCUAUCCAUCUACCCGCCGAUUCCACCGAUCUCCCGCGAAGAAAUAAUCUCUCUCUCUCUCAGAGUCGAUCGACCGAAACCCUAAGUUACAAUCGGCGAAUUGAUCAAUCGAGCAUUCAUGAGAGGUCGGGACAUGAUCAACACGCACUUGCCGGACGAGCUGAUCGUCGAGGUCUUCAGGCGGCUCGACUCCAAGGUCGGCCGCGACGCCUGCUCCCUCGUCUGCAAGAGGUGGCUCGGCCUCGAGCGGCUCAGCCGCACCACCCUCCGCAUCGGCGCAUCUGGCACAGCCGAUCUCUUCGUCAGGCUUCUUUCCCGCCGCUUCACCAAUGUCAAGAGCGUCCACGUCGACGAGAGGCUCUCCAUUUCCUUCCCCGUGAAGAUGAUUUGUUGCAUUUCCAUGUUGCAGGGAAGACAGAAGCGUCGGAAAGGGCAUGCACCAUCUUCUAAGGUGGAUGACGGGACUAAGCUCAGUGAUUCCUCGGAGACGGUUGAAUCAAGCUGUUUGUCUGAUGCCGGGUUGACUCUUCUUGGUGAAGGCUUUCCUAAACUUGAGAAAUUGAGCUUAAUUUGGUGCUCAAAUGUUUCAAGUGUGGGUCUAAGAUCCCUUGCUGAGAGGUGUAGAUCGUUGAGAUCUUUGGAUCUGCAGGGUUGCUAUAUUGGAGACCAAGGUUUAGCUGCUGUUGGAGAGUUUUGCAAACAGCUGAAAGAUUUGAGUCUGCGGUUUUGUGAAGGGUUGACUGACGCAGGUUUGGUUGAAUUAGUCCUUGGUUGUGGCAAGUCACUCAAGUCUCUCUCUGUUGCAGCUUGUGCCAAAAUAGGUGACCUUUCCAUGGAAGCGGUCGGAGCUCACUGUAUAUCUCUUGAAACUUUGUCACUGGAUUCAGAGUUCAUGCAAGACAGAGGACUGCUUGCUGUGGCCAGGGGAUGUAAAAUUUUGAAGGUUUUGAAGCUGCAGUGUGUAAAUGUUACAGAUGAAGUUUUGAAAGCUGUGGGUGUUUCAUGUUCAUCGCUGGAGCAGUUAUCACUGAACAGUUUUCAGAAGUUCACUGAUGUGGGUUUACUAUCAGUGGGGCACGGGUGUAAAAAGUUGAGAAAUCUCACUCUAAGUGAUUGUGCUUUCGUGACUGAUGAGGGUGUAGGAGCAAUUGCAACAGGUUGCAAGGAGCUCACUCACCUAGAAAUUAAUGGUUGCCACAAUAUUGGAACAACUGGGCUGGUGUCUGUUGGAAGAUAUUGCCUGAAUCUCACUGAGUUGGCCUUGUUAUACUGCCAGAGGAUCAGUAACAGUGCACUUCUUGAAAUAGGAAAGAGUUGUAAACUCCUACAAGCCCUACACUUGGUUGAUUGCUCCAGCAUUGGGGAUGAUGCCAUCUGCAGCAUAGCCAGAGGCUGUAGGAAUUUGAAAAAGCUUCAUAUACGGCGCUGUUAUGAGAUUGGAGAUGCAGCAAUUAUUGCUGUUGGCGAGUAUUGCAAGUCCCUGACCGAUCUAAGUCUUCGGUUUUGCGACAGGGUAGGAGAUGAGGCCCUCAUUGCUGUUGGGCAAGGUUGCUCUUUAACUCACUUAAAUGUCAGUGGUUGCCACCAGAUUGGUGAUGACGGGAUUAUAGCUAUAGCAAGAGGGUGCCCUCGACUCAGUUACCUGGACGUUAGUGUCCUUCAGAACUUAGGGGAUAUGGCGAUGGCUGAGCUCGGAGAAGGUUGUCCCUUGCUGAAGGACAUAGUUCUCUCUCACUGCCGCCAAAUAACGGACGCGGGACUUUCCCACCUCGUCAGGAGCUGUCCCAUGCUUGAAUCCUGCCACAUGGUCUACUGUCCCCGCAUAACUUCCUCGGGAGUUGCCACUGUGGUCUCAGGCUGCCCCAACAUGAAGAAGAUCCUCGUCGAGAAGUCCAAGGUGAGCGAGCGGACUCAGAGGAGGGCCGGCUCCAUCAUCUCCUACCUCUGUCUCGAUCUCUGAGAGGAAACAGGUCAAAUCCUCAUCGAACCUACCUUGCUAACAUGGGAGCAGGUCAUGGACGGAAGUGCCAUCUCCUGUGGAUCCUGGAGUUGUUACAUUACCCGGUCUUCCGAAGUGCAUUCGGGUCCCCUUCUAUCUUAGAUAUUAGGUCAUUUAUGGUUUCUUUCUAUCAUCUUUUAUUUACUCUUUGUUCCGGUAUAUAGUUCAGAUCGGUCCAGUGCAACAGUUUUGUGAGGGAAGGUGUAUGGUGUACGGAAUAUGUAUCGCCCGACUGUCUUCGGGGAUUACAUUUAAGAAUAAUAAGUAGCAAUCUCAUGUAAAUACCACAGAAUAGUAGUUUGAUCCGCGUAAUAAUUUCGAUUAUAGAAUUGCAGAUUCGACGUUAUUUGGAGAGUGAAAUGUAAUUAUUUCGA